AUGAAUUAUCAUGAAAAACAUCAAAAGAGAGUAUCAGACUUAACGACAGCAAACUUUUACAGAUCGACUGAAAUGCGUCUAACAGCGGUUUUGCUGGCUUCGUUGGAAGCUGAGCAGCUUCUUCACAGAGAAUGCUUCAAAUUUGGGAUGGAUUCAAUUUCUCAAAAUGCCAAUGUUUGGCGAGGAAGGAGAGAAGCCGCCAAAGAAUAUGAUGAAGACGGGGAUGAGUGGAAAGAUCCAAGGCCGAGAUGGAAUAAUAAUGAAGAGCCGUUGACUCUAGGCAGAAGCAGAAACACACUUGGCCGAAUCGUCAAUGGAACCGCCGCGGAUUAUGAUAUGUGGCCCUUUAUCGCGAUGAUUGGAUUUCGUGGAUACGGCGGUAUCGGACAAUUUUGCGCUGGAAGCAUAAUCGACGAUCAGCACAUUCUCACCGCGGCCCACUGCUUUCGUGGUUGGGGCGUUAUUCAGCCCGAUCAAUUUACAGUUACCCUCGGCGCGUACUCAAAGCUAGACCAUGAGUCGCAAGCAAAAUCGGACCAAAAAACUUACUUCAUUGGAAAUCUCAAAUGUCAUGAAAACUACGAAUCCAGAGCCGAUACAAUCAUCUAUGACAUUUGUCUGUUACAAUUGACGGAGAAAAUUUCUUUUUCGGACAAUGUUAUGCCCGUUUGUCUGCCAGAAGUUGACUAUCCUCCUCCAGCUGGAACAAACUGUAUCGUCGCUGGUUGGGGAGAGACGCAGAACACAGGCGAUAACUCGAUUCUCCAGAAGGCGAUUAUUCCCCUGGUCGAUGUGGAGCAGUGUCAGGCGAGCUAUCAAGACGACGGCGUCAACGUCAGAUCCGACCAACACAUCUGCGCGGGCUUCAAAGAAGGACAAGUCGACGCCUGCCAGGGCGACAGUGGCGGACCUCUCGUGUGCAUGAGUUCCCAAGGCAACUACCCCGAGCUCUACGGAAUCGUGUCGUUCGGCGUUGGCUGCGCGCUGCCCGGCAAUCCUGGGGUUUACACGAACGUGGCUCGUUUCCGCGAGUGGAUAAAGGCCGCAGUUGACGAUGCGGAUACACUCGAUGUUAGAGACAGAUACUACCAUUGUGAAGAGAUUAACCGAGUGUUUAUGGUCUUCGACAAUGUUGAUAUUGGAUGUCGUCAAGGAACGCCAUACGCUUCUGAUAAAGAAUGCUCAGUUCAGUGCAAAAAUCCCGAAGACGAAUUGAACUUGGACGGUCUCUCCGGUCUCAAAUGCUUCUGCCGCUCAUCAUUCAACUGCCGCUGGAUCGGAGUUUCCGACAGAAUGGACUACCGAGCAAACAAACUCGAUUCAAUCAUCAAGUGUAAUUCGCCGAGGAAGGUUUCGGAUGGAUGCUCGCCGCCAGAUUUGCAGCCGAUUCAUAUUUAUUCGCCGCAGAAACAAGUUUACUCCAAUAAGGAAAAAGUGUCAAUCUUCUGCAAGUACGAUCCAGACAAGAAACCAAGAUACAAGCGAGCAGAAUGCAAAUGCAAAAAGGGCAAAUGCUUUUGGGCCUCUAAGAAAGCCCUUACAUCCAAAAACACAUGUAGUUAA
Oikopleura dioica is the source of this 1563-nucleotide messenger RNA. NCBI's taxonomy places the organism in Eukaryota, Metazoa, Chordata, Appendicularia, Copelata, Oikopleuridae. The record is from the annotation of a GenBank genome assembly.